AUGUAUGAGAACCAUCCUUAUGAUAUAGACGCAGAAAUAGAUAAAUUACUAACAGUUGAAUCGUUCAGAGCAAAUAAUUUUACAUUAGCAGUUUUUAUUGAAACAUUGAGCAAAUCAUGUAGUAUAGAAAAUCAAGAAUCAGCACAAAAUUUUAAUCCAAAACCUUAUAUCCGUGUUUUUGAAGCAACUCUUGAUCGUCUAGUUGCUAUGAAUUCAGAAAUAUUGAAAAAUAUAAAAGAUAAUGAAGUACAAGCUAAGAAAGCAGAUGUAGACCAUUCUUUAAGAGUAAAGAAAAUAAAGGAGAAAUUUGAUAAUUUGGUUAAAGAGUUUAAUAUUUUAGAAAAUAAGGUGAAUGCAUCAGGAAAAUUUGCAAUUGAAAUAGGGAAACAAUUUGAGCAAAUAGACAAAGAAAAUUCUAAAGCACAAGAAGGAAAGCUUUUAAUUCAAUCUUAUGUUGAGAUUGUAAAAGGCAACUUUGGUUCUUUAGAGGAACUUCGUCUAGCAAAUACUAUAGAAUCACAAGCAUUAUGUGCUUCUUUGACUAGAAAUCUUCAUGUUUUAACUAAAGAUAUUAAUCUUUCUGGGUCAUCUAAAACGAUUGAAGCAUUAGAAAAGUUUUCUGAAGUGCUUGAAAAAGAUCUUUUACAACAUUUUGAUAGAGCAUAUAGAGCAGGAAAUUUAGAGCAUAUGGCUAAAUAUGCAAAAAUUUUAUUUGACUUCAAUGGGGGAGGCUCAGUAGUAAGGAAUUUCGUUAAUCAACAUGAUUUUUUUAUUGCUCCAAAGAAUCUUGAGAAUUAUGAUAUUAAUAAAGAUGAUAAAAUAUGGAAAAAACUCUCUGAUCCUGAUGUAAAUAUUUCAGAAAGUGAUCUUUUAAUUGAGUCAAAUCUUCAAUCUCUUAUUAACUUGGUUCGAAAAACUGUGAAAACAGAAUAUAAAAUUAUUCGGAAUGUUUUUCCGAACUCAUCUGCAGUAUUUCAGGUUUUUUUACAAAGAAUAUUCGCUCAAUCAAUACAAUUACGAUUAGAAGAAAUUAUUGGAUAUGCUGAAUUAAAUUCUACGUUAGCUUAUCUUCGUGUGUUACAAGCAACACAUAGUUCUUUAACAAACCUUGUUGAAGACCUCAAAUCCUUUGAACAAAUGUUUAUGUCGUCUGAUUUAACUAAUGAAUCAUCCAGUUUAGCUAGUUAUGUCUUAGAGCAAUGUUUAAAUGAUUUAUUUGUCCCCUAUUUAGAAGGAUCUCGGUAUAUUGAGAAAGAAAAGAAAUCUUUAGAUGAGCUAUAUAGUUCUUUUCUUUGCAAUUUUAAUGCUUACCAUACUCAAAAAAGAGCCAUGAAAAACUCCACUGUAUUGGAUAGAGUUGUAAGCCGUUUUCAGGCUGCUACUAUAUCUUCUCAAUCAACCUCUGCUUCUGGACGAGAUGCUGAAGGAAGUUCUGGUACGGAGCAGGGCAGUGUACAAAUGUUAUUUCGAUUGGCUGGACUAGAAAAGUCAAAUACUAAUAAAGAUCGUAAAGAAAAAGGUGAAUCUAGGUCAGACGAGCUUGAAAUACACGAAAGUGAUGGGAAAGUUUCUUUUGAAUGUGUUAAUAGGAUCUUAAAAUGGAAUGCAGAAACCAUUGGUAGAGUUGUUGAAUUAUUUCCGCAGAGUGAACUUGCAAAAGACUCAUUUUCAAUACUUAAAGUACUUUUUGAAUACAUUUUUUCAAAUUACUUGAAUAUAAGUUUAGAAACAAUUUUUGACACAAUUGAUUCCUAUGAUGGGAAAAGUGAACCUGAAUUAAAGUAUUUCGAUGAAUUAAAGCAAAUGACAAUAAUUAUCCAUUUAUUUUCAACAUAUCUUAAUACUAUUGUUCUUCCUGUUGUUUCUUUUUCUCUUACUUUAAGAAGAGAUAUACUUAUUUCCGCUAAUAAUAGCAUUUCAGAAGUUGAAAACAAAAUAAAUUUAAUAAUUGAAAAAUCAGUUGAAAUAAUUUUAAAUUGGGUAUCUGUUUUGCUUGGGAAACAAAAAAAAAACGAUUUCAAGCCUAAAGAUGAUGAUAAAAGAAUGGAAAAUUUAAGUACUGAGCCAUGUAAAUCGAUUGUACAAUUUAUUUCUAAGGUUUAUAAUAUUGUCAGUGAUAAUCUCAUGGAAUCAAACCUUGAAAAUUUUCUUGUUAUUUUUGGGACAUCUUUUCUUAAAGCUUUAUUGGAGCAUUUUAAAAAAUUUUUUGUAAGUCCUUCAGGAGGAUUAAUAUUAACAAAAGAUUUAACCGAAUAUGAAAAAUGUAUAAAGUCUUGGGGAAUUCCUAAGUUAAAUGAAAAAUUUAAAUUACUUCAUGAACUUGGUAAUAUUUUUAUCGUUAGACCAGAUAUUUUAAGAUCUUUGCUUAAUGAAGGAAUGUUAGCUCGUAUUAACUUAAAAUAUCUGAUACCAUAUAUUUCAAAAAGAACAGACUACUAUACUACAGAUAUUAAUAAAAUUAUUUUAAAUGAAGAAAUUCAUGAUUAA
Messenger RNA from Pneumocystis jirovecii RU7, 2487 nucleotides. Its product is annotated as exocyst subunit SEC10. Gene Ontology annotation, cellular component: exocyst; cytoplasm. The transcript is spliced from 15 exons. Lineage: Eukaryota; Fungi; Ascomycota; Pneumocystomycetes; Pneumocystales; Pneumocystaceae. Gene Ontology annotation, biological process: Golgi to plasma membrane transport; exocytosis. The coding region runs from base 1 to 2487 and encodes 828 amino acids. The record is from RefSeq and is a predicted model, not a curated record.